Messenger RNA from Brettanomyces bruxellensis, 1176 nucleotides. RefSeq lists its product as uncharacterized. Gene Ontology annotation, biological process: mitochondrial electron transport, cytochrome c to oxygen. The transcript has a single exon. Bases 1 to 1176 code for a protein of 391 amino acids. Lineage: Eukaryota; Fungi; Ascomycota; Pichiomycetes; Pichiales; Pichiaceae. The record is from RefSeq and is a predicted model, not a curated record.
AUGGCCAUAAUUGGCGUGAUAUUAUUGCCCAAACCAAAUCGAUUGGUUGGGUCAACUAACAGGAUUUCCACAUUUAUUAGGUUGAUGAGUACGGAGCCAAAUAAAGGGAAGUACGGGGCCCCAACAGCAGACCAGAUAAGGGCAGCAGUGGAAAAAAAGAGAGAUGCCCAAAAGAGGAAAAAGAUAUUACUGAAUAUGUCAAUUAGAGACGUGUUGUCAUCAUUUACAGGCGAAGGUGAUUUAGAGGAGGAGGACUUCGACCUCAAAAAGUUCGACCCUGCACCAUAUUAUGUUAAUCCGGCGGCAUUCAAGAAGCUUCCGUAUUACCAUCGGCAUUUCAUGGGUGAGCAGGUGAAGGAAUUGCAAAAGCGAAGCUGGAAAUUGUUGUCUAUAGAUCAAAAGAGAUUUUGCUACUGGUUGGCCUACGGGUCUUUCGGGCCAAGGGAGGGAUUUCCAAACUUGUAUGACUACUACAGUGUGUCUGGAAAGGGUGGCUUGAAUGAGAUAGCACCAUCUGAUGGGUUAGCAGGGCCGGAUAAUGAUAAAAACAAGGAAAUUUCGCAAAAUAUGCCACCCAAAGCACAACAAGCAGAUGAAUUAACAGAAAUCAUCCAGCAAGUAGGUGAAAGGACCGGUAAACCGGAGCAGGAAAGACAGGCGUUUGUGCUCCAGCAUUCUGGGGAUAAGAUAAAGAAAAGAGACACGGUUUUGGCCCGCAAUGCAAGGAAAUUGGAUCCUGCAGAUAUGAUGAAUCGUAAAGCCGGUAUUCCACCUGAUCUACCUUUUAGAUAUCCGUCUGUGUUAAAAACGGCCAGGCCAACCGCUGAAACACCCAUAAGACGACUCCCAGAGUUGGAUGCUCGCUCUUUCGGGUUCAAACGUCUCAAGCAGUAUCAACAAGAUCGCAGAAUGAACCCAUAUAACAGAAUUUUGAUAGCGGUGCUUACCAUACUUACUGUGCUUGCUUUCCGCCAUGACAGAAAGGUGAAUCUUACAGGAAGCGUUCCCGUGAAUGGCUGGGAGGAGGAGCAACGGCAGAUUAAGGAGUAUGAGGAGCAGACAGCAGCGAAAAAAGAGAAUGAGAGAUUAAGCAAGCUGUUGGAUGAAUCUCUUGAAAUAUCACAAAGCAAGGAAACUGGAAGUGGCAGGAAAUGGUACUAUCUAUGGUUAGCAUAA